Pyrgilauda ruficollis (rufous-necked snowfinch) is the source of this 480-nucleotide messenger RNA. RefSeq names its product regenerating family member 4 (gene REG4). Bases 1 to 480 code for a protein of 159 amino acids. The record is from RefSeq and is a predicted model, not a curated record. Lineage: Eukaryota; Metazoa; Chordata; Aves; Passeriformes; Passeridae. The transcript has 5 exons.
AUGGCGGCUGCGGCCAGACUCGCCCUCCUGCUGCUGGGCUGCGUGGGGCUGCUGCGGCCAGUCGACGGCAGGUACAUAAGCUACUGUCCCGACGGCUGGUCCUACUACAAGCUCAGCUGCUUCAAAUACUUCUCUGAGCCCCGGACCUGGGACGAGGCUGAGAGUCAGUGCCAGGACGUCAAGAAAGGCGCCCACCUGGCCUGGGUGGAGGACCCCCUCGAGGAAGUCACCCUGCGGAGAACCAUCUCCUACCACCAGCGUGUGCAGCCCGUCUGGAUUGGACUCCAAAAGAAUAAAGAGAGCCAGGCCUGGAAGUGGACGAAUGGGAAGGACUACAGUGCCACCAGGGAUAUGCCUGGGAACGGUGCCGGCGGGGAGAGCUGCGCCGCGCUGACCCAUCACAGCGGCUUCUCUGUGUGGUCCAGUGCCGACUGCUCCCGGAAGCAUCACUACAUCUGCAAGUUCUACCCCCUGAACUGA